AGAGAGAGGAUGGAGGACUGGUUAAAAAUAUGGCAACCACGCUAGUGUAUCCAACAACAACUAUUACUUGCAUCAUCCACCACCGUUUCAUUAGUAGACCACCACCAGCCUUGUUUUCAAAAAUCUCAUCUUCAAAUAAUCGCAACCACCUCCACCUGACAAAAAUCCGGUGCACCAUCGGAGGAGGAGGAGGUACUAGAGAUGAUGAUAACUCAACAACCACCACCACCGAUAAUGAUUCAUCUGGAAGCAUGAAUGACUUGCUUCUGAAAACUGCUUGGUAUGCCUCCGAGCUUCUUGGAAUUGCAGCAUCGCUUUUCCGGAGUAAUCAAAAUACGACGACCACACCCAUUAUUAUUAUGAAUAAUGGUGGAUCAUCGUCCAUUAAUAAUGUUAUUGACCGCUCCAUCAUAGUUGAUACCAUCAAACAAGAUUUUCAGAGGUCCUAUUUCGUUACAGGUGCUGUUACGGUAGAUGCAUAUGAAGACGACUGUGAAUUUGCUGAUCCCGCAGGUUCCUUUAAAGGGGUAGCUCGUUUCAAAAGAAACUGUACAAACUUUGGAUCUCUUAUUCACAAAUCAAACAUGAAGCUUAUGAAAUGGCAAGAUUUUGAGGAUAAAGGAAUCGGGCAUUGGCGUUUCAGUUGCACCAUGUCAUUCCCAUGGAAACCUAUUCUUUCAGCUACAGGUUACACCGAGUAUUAUCUCAGCAAAGAAUCAGGAAAAGUAUGCAGGCAUGUGGAGCACUGGAAUGUCCCAAAGAUGGCAUUGUUUAAACAACUCCUGACGCCUAGAAGAGGAUUUUGGAGUAAGUAACAGCCAGCCAUUGGUAUAAUGUUUAAGUUGCAGACAUCAAAGCUAAAUGUUCAACUCUCCGUCUGACAAAGUUGGCUAAAAUGCACCACAUGCAAUACACAACCCAUCUUCAUACACGUAUGUUGUGUGCUUAUCCCCAUUGCUAAAUAGGUCAGACUCCAUAUACAAAUUUAGAAAUUGCAUAUGAUCCAACAUGUAUCUUGAUGAUUGUAUAGAAAGAAACAUGUAAUAUUUAACACCAUAAUAUUCUUUAAAUUGUUACCUAUGAGAAUUUGCCAUUUUGUUAA
Messenger RNA from Erigeron canadensis, 1102 nucleotides. RefSeq lists its product as uncharacterized. The record is from RefSeq and is a predicted model, not a curated record. NCBI's taxonomy places the organism in Eukaryota, Viridiplantae, Streptophyta, Magnoliopsida, Asterales, Asteraceae. The transcript is spliced from 5 exons. The coding region runs from base 30 to 815 and encodes 261 amino acids.